Messenger RNA from Colletotrichum phormii, 477 nucleotides. RefSeq lists its product as uncharacterized. The transcript has 2 exons. The record is from RefSeq and is a predicted model, not a curated record. The annotation marks the transcript as partial. NCBI's taxonomy places the organism in Eukaryota, Fungi, Ascomycota, Sordariomycetes, Glomerellales, Glomerellaceae.
UGGAAAGCGAUCGGAACGGUUGACCCGUGGUAUCUACCCGAUGAUGUGGUUGACGGUGGCGACAAAGAUGGCUCUGUGCUCCAGAAGGCCACUGGCAACCGUAUCCGUUGCGGUGUUGUUGGCUACGACAAAGAAGACAACAUUUGGAUGAUUCCAGCCAACGGCAACUUCGAUCAAGUCGGCUACAUUCUGCCUCGCGGUGGAUACGAUUCACGCUCAGACAAGUCUAUCGCAGACUGCGUGCUGCGAGAGUCGAAGGAAGAGGGAGGUCUCAUCAUCGACAUCAACUCUCUCAUUCCUCUCGGACUCAGCAACGGAGGUGCAGUAUACUGGUACAAGGGCAACGUGACCGAAACCGUCGAACCCACUGAGCCCCGGCCCAGACCGCCGAAGGGCUUCAAUGUCGCCGAUACGCGCGCGGAGCUGUUGAAGCCUCCUGGAAAGCCGGCGAAGAAGGCAGACAUGCGUCAAGCAUUC